Molecule: messenger RNA, 1753 nt
Organism: Trypanosoma cruzi
Lineage: Eukaryota; Euglenozoa; Kinetoplastea; Trypanosomatida; Trypanosomatidae
Exons: 1
Molecular function (GO): protein binding
Source: RefSeq, a predicted model, not a curated record
GUAAUAGUGCGCUCUAUGGACUGGAGUCUAUCUGGUAAAUAUCUUGCCGCCGGGCUUAGUAACGGCGAGGUUGUUUGUUAUUAUGUGCAUACUCAACGUGAGCACUGGCGGGUCAGUGUGACAACUGUGAGCACCGUCUAUUUUGUGUCGUGGAGCUGCACAGAGUCGGGCGGUCAUAUUGCAGCUUCCCAUCGUGACGGUCUGGCUGUGAUUUCUGCGCGUGACGGUAAAAUUUUACGUCAUUACAAGACAAAGUCCCCUGUUUUGGGCAUAGAAUUUGACAGAAAACAUCCAAAGCACCUUGCCGCGGCGUGUCAGGAUGGGCAAGUACUUGUGUUUCACAUCAGCUCAAGUCGUGAAGAACCCGCGCUCAUACUUACAGGCCACAUGGCUGCGGCUAGUAGUGUGGCAUAUAAUCCGACUGUACCAAACUUUCUUCUUAGCUGUAGUCAUGACACCACAUUACGGCUAUGGGAUCUUUAUUCAGGAGCAUCGCAUACUGCUUCUGUUUCAUGCCGUGUAUUACGUGGACAUACAAAUAGUGUAAAUGCCAUUGCAUGGUGCAGUAUUGCUCCGUAUAUUGCUCUUUCUGCCUCGUCUGAUUGUACAGUGCGGCUAUGGGAUGUGCGUGGUGGAAGUAAUUUGGCAACUGUUCGUGCUCACAAUGCGGAGGUUAUAGCAUUGAGCACGCAUCCCGAGCGUCCGCCUGUGUUUGCUUCCGUUUCGCAUGAUAACAGCAUCAUCUUUUGGCAUUUGGGACUACUGAGACAAGUGUACCUUGAGGCCGCUCUGGGCAGAAUUGAGCAUUGCAUUGUAUCGGAUGGCGCCUCUCUUUUGGCCAGCGCUGCUGCUUCUUCUUUUGUGGACCCUGCCCAUUUGGUGACCGGUGAUGUCGUGCAGGAGCUAAAUAAGGAGUUGAAAGAAGCGAAUCUCGCGCCGCACAAACGGAUGGAACGACUUGUCCGGAUGUUUGAAUUUCCCUGUGGAGCGGUAGAUUUGGCGCGGGCGGCAGGGUUUUCUGUUGAUCCACAGGACGUAUCCAACGCAAAGUGUACUGUUGUGCCCACUUCACGACUUGUGGAAGUGCAUGGAAAGUGGGGAAAGACCAAUGUGGAGAAGUCACAUGGUAAAACCGUGACGAACGCAGGUGAGGAGUACAAGAAGUCUCGUAUUAUAGAAGCAGCCGAGUUUAUGUUGCAGAUUGGGAAAGUUGCCGAGUAUUGUCAGUUGAUGGCUGAAGUGGGUGAAUGGGACCGUGCCAUUGCUGCAGCGCCUGUCGUUAGCCGCGAUUUCUGGCGUUCACUUUGUCUAAAAGCAGCGGAGACGAUGGAAGCCGCUGGAAACACACGUGCUUUGCGUUAUUUUAUUAUGGCUGAAGAGAGUGCUCGUGCCGCUCUUCUUGUUUCUCGUCAGUCGAAUAAAAAUUGGGACCUGGCGGCUGUCAUUGCACAGACAUGUCCACAACGUGUUGUGAAUGAGACGAGUACAGAGCCUCCACACAACACGACAGUCGAUACAAACGGUGUCUCUGCUGUUGUGAAAGGAUUGUUAAAUGCCCGUGCCACCGCGUUGGAAAAUGCCAUGAAUCCUCGUAUUGUUGCUGCAACGAAGCUUGCAGAGGGUGCCAAUGAUGAUGCCGUGAUGGAUCUCAUACACAGUGGGGACGUGGUCAUUGCUCAUCUUCUUGUUCACACCGUCCCACUGCAGCGUCAGACGACCAUUGAUGCCGGUUAUCGUCUCUCCAAUGUUGCUG